AUGUACCUUCCUCGAUGGCCUAAACGAAAGAACAGGAAGCCACCUGAUAAAUUGGGUUUCUCUGCUGCAAAAACUGCCACUGAGAACCACGAGCAAGGCCGACGUGAACGGAAUCUCUGCGAAGCAUAUGAGAAUGCGCCCCCUGGAGCAGUAGUCUCUGGGAUGACGCCUGAAGGCUUAACGACAUUGCCGGAACCAUCCAGUUCUUAUGUAUCCGGGUUCGGACUCCACAAUAAUGUUGAGGAGAUGUACGAGAAGCAUAGAAGUUAUUGUUUGGAGAAAGAUGAAGAAGGCUAUACAAGUAAAACAAAGCUCGGCAUGCUCAAAGUCGCUGUACCAGAGAACGGACAUGCCAUUCCGUUCCAAAUCAUAUCCGCCAAGCACACCAAUUUCCAGCAACAGCAACUCCUACAAGGAGUGCAGUUCAUUUUCGAUUCACCUGAGUCAUUGGGCCGAUUUACUGAUAUUAUAAAUUCGACCCUUUUUAGACCGCGCUUUGCCCCCAUCACGCCAACAGUUCAAAUCAAGCUGAACAUUUUCAACACCAAGUGUCUUCCUCAAGCACCAGAGCUGAUGACUUGGCAGGAAGUUGGCGUUGGCGAGAACCCCCCUGCUUCUUGGGCGUUGGCCUAUAAGCAUUAUGAUGAUCGGUUGAAAGCUGUAAAGAAGUUCUGCGAGCUCCCACUGGUAGCCCUGGUCACUCUGCGCUUUCUCUACCCCUAUCGGAAUUUCGACAAUCUUGAAUCUCUUUCGAAAAUACUCCGGAUAACCUCGAAUCUGGGAUUAUUGGGUAUUGAAUUUGAAAAGGAUAACUAG
Molecule: messenger RNA, 816 nt
Organism: Fusarium oxysporum Fo47
Lineage: Eukaryota; Fungi; Ascomycota; Sordariomycetes; Hypocreales; Nectriaceae
Exons: 3
Coding region: 1-816 (271 amino acids)
Source: RefSeq, a predicted model, not a curated record